AUGUCGUGCCUCAACGUUUUAACGGUUCUUGCCUGUGCACUUUGUGUUUGUAAUGCCGGAACAUUCCCAUUCAGUGACUGCAUGCGUACCGAUGCUCAACGCAAUAUCAACAACAUCGUCCAUGUAAAUGCUGCUACCGCUUCGCCCUUCCCUGUCGUCGUUCCCGGCCCAGUUGACAUCGUAGGCAACUUGGAUGUCCUCAAAAACAUCACUGGGCCCUUAAAGAUGACGCUUUCUAUUAAACGAAAAGUCAUUGGGCUCUGGGUACCAAUUCCCUGUAUCUCCAACGUUGGAAGCUGUACCUAUCCCGACGUGUGCUCAUUGUUGAGCUCGACUUUCGUGAAAAACGGCGCCGUCGACUGUCCUGUGCAAUUAGCUGCAGAGGGCCUACCUUGCACAUGUCCAAUUCAAGCUGGCCACUACACACUUCACCAUGGACAUUUCCAGAUCCCAGAGUUAUCUGGAGUAUGGAGCUGGUUGGCGUCGGGCGAUUAUCAGAUCAGGGCUACUCUGACAGAUGCCGCCACAACGGAAGUGGCAUGCCACUCCAUGGACCUAUCGAUAGGUGCCCCCUGCUCAUUCUUCGACUGCCUGUUUGGAUGA
This is a messenger RNA of Ylistrum balloti, 603 nucleotides long. RefSeq names its product ganglioside GM2 activator-like. The transcript has 4 exons. Gene Ontology annotation, biological process: lipid transport; ganglioside catabolic process. Lineage: Eukaryota; Metazoa; Mollusca; Bivalvia; Pectinida; Pectinidae. Gene Ontology annotation, cellular component: cytoplasmic side of plasma membrane. Gene Ontology annotation, molecular function: lipid carrier activity; enzyme activator activity. The record is from RefSeq and is a predicted model, not a curated record. The coding region runs from base 1 to 603 and encodes 200 amino acids.